UCUCUCAAAAACCUUUCUCACCAACUCACAUCUAGAAGCAAUAAGGCCCAUAGCCUCUCUCUCUCUCUCUCUAGUCAAAGGCCUAUAAAUCUCCUUCCCUAGCUUCCAAAAGAGCCGGCCUUGAUGAUGCACCACCACCACCUCUCUCUACCACAUUUCUACAAACACCUUCUGGUAGCUUCUUUCUUCUUCUUCUUCUCAUCCUCCUCCAUCUACCACUAACAAGAGAGAACAGCAACUACUACUGAUAUUACUACUAGUAGUACUUGAUGGGUAGAUCUCCUUGUUGUGAGAAAGCUCACACAAAUAAAGGCGCAUGGACCAAAGAAGAAGAUGAUCGGCUUAUAGCCCAUAUCCGAGCACACGGUGAGGGUUGUUGGCGUUCCCUUCCUAAGGCUGCAGGCCUUCUCCGGUGUGGUAAAAGCUGUAGACUUCGCUGGAUCAAUUAUCUCCGACCAGACCUUAAACGUGGAAACUUCACAGAAGAAGAAGACGAAAUCAUCAUUAAACUCCAUAGUCUCCUUGGUAACAAGUGGUCUCUUAUAGCUGGGAGAUUACCAGGAAGAACAGAUAAUGAGAUAAAGAAUUAUUGGAAUACCCAUAUAAGAAGAAAGCUAUUAAGCCGAGGGAUUGACCCAGCAACUCAUCGGCCACUCCAUGAACCAGCUUCGAAUGUCACAACCAUCUCUUUUGCUGCUGUUGCUAAAGAGGAGAAUUUAGUUGAUGAUGGUCUUAUUGGGUUCAAAGAAGAGAAUCACCAAAGGGAAGAAAGAUGUCCAGACCUCAAUCUUGAACUUCGAAUUAGCCCUCCUUCUCAAGAACCUCUUGAGCCAUUCAAAAGUGAAGAAAGGAGAAGCUUUUGUUUCUCUUGUAGUUUGGGGUUGCAGGGUAAGGACUGCAGUUGUAGAAGUAAUAGUAGUAGUAGUGGUAGUAGCAGCAGCAGUGGUAGUGAUUUCCUAGGCUUGAAAAGUGGUAUUUUAGAUUAUAGAAGCUUGGGUAAGAAAUAAGAUUUUGAAUUUGGACUUGUUUAAUUAAUUUUCUUGAUAGAAUAGAAUGGAGAGAAGAAGAUUGAGAGAGGAAGUGAUUCUUGUUGUUGAUGUAAAUCUCUACAACUUUCUCUUAAAUCUAAUCUAUUUUGUACAAGUAUAUUACCAAAUAGUACAAUUAGAUACUGAUCAGUUAUAAAUUAACUACU
Molecule: messenger RNA, 1195 nt
Organism: Telopea speciosissima
Lineage: Eukaryota; Viridiplantae; Streptophyta; Magnoliopsida; Proteales; Proteaceae
Product: myb-related protein 308-like
Exons: 2
Coding region: 270-1007 (245 amino acids)
Source: RefSeq, a predicted model, not a curated record